This is a messenger RNA of Sorex araneus (European shrew), 2432 nucleotides long. It is a transcript of the gene EEF1AKMT3, whose product is annotated as EEF1A lysine methyltransferase 3. Gene Ontology annotation, cellular component: cytosol; cytoplasm. Gene Ontology annotation, biological process: peptidyl-lysine methylation. Gene Ontology annotation, molecular function: protein-lysine N-methyltransferase activity. The transcript is spliced from 3 exons. Bases 34 to 714 code for a protein of 226 amino acids. NCBI's taxonomy places the organism in Eukaryota, Metazoa, Chordata, Mammalia, Eulipotyphla, Soricidae. The record is from RefSeq and is a predicted model, not a curated record.
GCGAGCCCGGGCCACGGUGGCACUGUCCACCAGAUGGCUCGCCCGCGCCCGGAUCCCGAGCCGGAGACGGACUCGGUGUUCCCGCGGGAGGUCGGGCUCUUCGCCGACUCCUACUCCGAGAAGAGUCGGUUCCGUUUCUGCGGACACGUGUUAAACAUCACGCAAAACUUCGGGUCCCGCCUGGGGGUGGCCGCGCGCGUGUGGGACGCGGCUCUGAGUCUCUGCAACUAUUUCGAGAGUGAAAAUGUGGAUUUCCGAGGCAAGAAAGUGAUUGAACUGGGCGCUGGCACGGGCAUCGUGGGCAUCUUGGCAGCGCUGCAAGGGGGGAAUGUUACCAUCACUGACCUGCCCGUGGCCCUCGAGCAGAUCCAGGGCAACGUCCAGGCCAACGUGCCGGCUGGGGGCCAGGCCCGGGUCUGCGCCUUGUCCUGGGGGAUUGACCAGCAUGGCUUCCCCGGAGACUUCGACCUGGUGCUAGGGGCCGAUAUCGUGUACAUGGAGCCCACCUUCCCCCUGCUGCUGGGGACCCUCCAGCACCUGUGCGGGCCCCACGGCACCAUCUAUCUGGCCUCCAAGAUGAGAGAGGAGCACAGGACCGAGAGCUUCUUCCAGCACCUUCUGCCCCAGCAUUUCCAGCUGGAGCUGGCGCACCGGGACGAGGAGGAAAAUGUCAACAUCUACAGGGCCCGGCGCAGGGAACCAGGACCUGCUUGACGGCCGCCUCCAGCGCCACCGAACGGCUCGUCCCUGCGAAGCAACAGUCAGCCCUACAAAGCCCCAGACAGGGGACCAAAGAGGAUGGGAGUCCGUCGCCCCUCUCCUUUCUCCCUCCCCCUCUUUGUCCCUCAGAUGCUCUUGGACAGGGGAAGGGAGAGAUGCGUUUGCCAGAAUCCCUGAGAACCUGGGAUGCCCAGGCAGCGGGGAGGGUGUGUGCAGGCAGUCCAGGGCCAGGGAGGGAGCGGGCUACGAGCCAGGGUUCUAGGGAGACUCACCCCUUCAUUCCCCCCCCCCCAGGCGGUGCUCAGUUUGUACAGGGUGGAAUUUGGGUACUGCCAGAUUCUACUGGAGGAAAAGCUUGCAGGGAAAGAAAGGGGCAUGAAUGAUCCCUUCUGCGUCACGGAACUCAGGCUUUUGCUUGGGGCCUGAGGAGAAGCCACAGGUCCUGCCUCCUCUCCCGCCACCAGCUUCUUGUUUCCAGAGAAAUGCUGGGGGGGCAUGACUCCUUAAGUUGGGGCGGGGGCAGCAGAGCCAUCACCUUCUCCAGUGCUGGAGCCCCCGUCACUAGGACCCAGACUCUCUGCAUUUUCUAGCUUCCCAAGUCCUGUCUGUUCUUCGUCCUGAUGUACUUGCCUUCACUUUCCCCCCUUUCCCGCCAUGGUACCUCCGGCCUGGGGCUCUUUGCUUCCUCCCUGGGCCACACGUCACCGCCUCUGGACUCCUGGCCUGCAUUCUCUCUCCUUCAAGCCAUUUGCAAACGCUGUGAGCUUCCCCUGUCAGCUCAAAUUAGCGUUUGCUUCCUGCAGAAGCGAGACUGGACUCCUCGGCAUGGUGCUCAGUCUACCCUGGGUGGUACCCAGGGGUUCCCCUUCAACUGCAGCCCCCCUCUGCCUUCUUCCCCCCAACCUUCAGACAACUGAGCGAAAGUUGUUACUUGGUCCACCCCAAGAUACCCUGACCUCUUACCUCAUUCUUUUUAAUGAUUUCCCACCUGAAGGGCUAUUUAUUUUUAUCUGCCCAAAUCUUCAUUACUCUUUGCCUCUUUCUUAAAACAACAACAACAACAAAACUUUCCCCGAGCCAUCUGCUUCGAUAUGAUUUCUUUCUUAAGAUGCUGCAGCUGUUUGGUGAUCUUCAGGGACUUCCCUUGUGUGUGCAUUCCCCAUGAUCUCACCAUUAUCUGUGGUUUUCUCAUCUCUAAUUCCCCGAAGCCUAACACAGCUCUUGGGUCACAUGGAUGUUCAACAGAUGUUUCACUCAUUCAACAUUUUUUUUUCUUUUUGGGUCACACCCGAUGAUGCACAAGGGUUACUCCUGGCUCUGCACUCAGGAAUUACCCCUGGCGGUGCUGGGGUACCAUAUGGAUGCUGGGAAUCGAACCCGGGUCGGCCGCGUGCAAGGCAAACGCCCUACCCGCUGUGCUAUUGCUCCAGCCCCUCACUCAACAUAUUGUUGUUGUUGUUUUGGGACCACAGUGCUCAGGGUCUGCUCCUGGCUCUGGUAUUCAGGGAUCACUCAUGGUAGUGCUCAGGGGAUCAAUCAUAUGUAGUGCCUGAGACCAGACUGGGGUCAGCUGCGUGCAAAGCAAACACCUUACACCCCCGGCCCCCACUAUCUCUCCUGCUCUCAACAAAAUUUUAUUUAUUUUGUUGAAGAGGCUCCAUCCCUACUUUCUAAGGCUACCUGGGCGAAAUGUACGCACCUCUCGACCUUAA